Molecule: messenger RNA, 1989 nt
Organism: Xiphophorus maculatus (southern platyfish)
Lineage: Eukaryota; Metazoa; Chordata; Actinopteri; Cyprinodontiformes; Poeciliidae
Gene: gmpr
Product: guanosine monophosphate reductase
Exons: 9
Coding region: 335-1372 (345 amino acids)
Biological process (GO): nucleotide metabolic process
Cellular component (GO): GMP reductase complex
Molecular function (GO): GMP reductase activity
Source: RefSeq, a predicted model, not a curated record
CAGAGAGAGUUGGAGUGUGUGUGAGCCAGCGUCGGUGGAUGGGACAGCCGGGCUCAGAAACCGCUGCUCCUGCCACUCUGCCGGAGGAGAGGGUGGGGGCUGGGGAAGACAGGCGAGGCUGGAGGAGAGGAUGGAAACACAGGAAGAGGGAGGGAGAGAGCCCAGGCCCAAAUAAAGCCAUGGGGGCUAGAACUGGGCUGGGUUCCCCUCUGCUUUAAAUACGCUGGCCGCCUGCAGGUUCGGGUUUGGUGGCUGGGGCUCGGCACCGGCGACCACCGCAGCUGCUGCAGCCUUCCUCAGGAGAGUCUCAUCAUCAGUGUUGUGGGCAUCCAGGAUGCCUCGGGUGGACGCAGACCUCAAGCUGGACUUCAAGGAUGUCCUGUUCAGACCCAAGAGGAGCAGUCUGAAGAGCCGCUCGGAGGUGGAUCUUCGAAGGACCUUCACAUUCCGCAACUCCAAGCAGACCUACACUGGCAUCCCCAUCAUUGCAGCCAACAUGGAUACAACAGGAACCUUUGAGAUGGCAAAGGUUCUCAGUAAACACACCCUCUUCACAGCCAUCCAUAAACACUACUCUGUAGAAGACUGGAAAAACUUUGCUGCUGACCAUCCAGAAUGCUUAGAGCAUGUAGCCGCUAGCUCAGGGAGUGGCAAUGCAGACCUGGAGAAGCUGUGUGCCAUCCUGCAGGCCGUCCCUACUCUCCAGUACAUCUGUCUGGAUGUGGCCAAUGGCUACUCAGAGUACUUUGUGGAGUUUGUCAAGACGGUGAGAGAAAAGUUCCCCAAACACACCAUCAUGGCUGGAAAUGUGGUAACAGGGGAGAUGGUGGAGGAGCUCAUCCUCUCUGGUGCUGAUAUAAUCAAAGUUGGUAUCGGACCAGGUUCGGUGUGCACGACAAGGAUCAAGACAGGAGUGGGUUAUCCACAGCUGAGUGCUGUCAUAGAGUGUGCAGACUCAGCCCACGGACUCAAAGGUCACAUUAUCUCUGAUGGUGGCUGCAGUUGCCCAGGAGAUGUAGCAAAGGCCUUUGGUGCCGGGGCUGACUUUGUCAUGAUGGGAGGAAUGCUGGCAGGUCAUGACCAGUGCACCGGGGAGAUCAUUGAGAAGAACGGCAAGAAGUACAAACUCUUCUAUGGUAUGAGCUCUGACACGGCCAUGAAGAAAUAUGUGGGUGGAGUUGCAGAGUACAGGGCUUCUGAGGGGCGAACAGUUGAGGUUCCUUACAGAGGGGAUGUAGAAAAUACCGUCCGUGAUGUCUUGGGGGGACUUCGUUCCACUUGCACCUACGUGGGAGCGGCCAAACUCAAGGAGCUGAGCCGGAGAACCACCUUCAUCCGAGUCACGCAACAAUCCAGCCAAAUGUUCACUUAGGGAGGGGAAGCUCCUUCUUAAACAGUUACAGCAAACAUUAUGGCUCCAUCAUAAUAUUGUGCAUGUCGAUGCAGAGUUUCAGACUGAGGCGUGGCAUGAAAAUCCAUCCUGUUUGGAUCAGGGUGUGUGCUUCGAGAAAAGUUCAAACUCCUGCAGAUUCUAAACACAAAAUCUAACAAGCGUUGUUCUUCUCAGUUUUCAAACAAAAGCAUUUACAUGCUUACCGACUCCACAAUGUAACUAGGCAUGUAAUGUGAUGGGAAUGUGCAAAUAUAAUGCUCUAAUGAUAACUUGCUGGAUAAAUGCAUCCCGGUUUAUGGGAGUUAGAUAAAGAGCCAUAUCACUGAGUAUGAAUGUGUUCUUAAUUCAAGCUACUGGCAACUAUGUAAUUUAGUUUGGAUAUUUCUGCACUCAGCAUAUCACUAAUUAUCACAACAUGAGCUGUUUUAGUUACACACAUGGUAGUGAACUCAUCAGGAGGGGAGCACUAUUCUGGCACUUUUUUUCUUUUUUACUCGCAAUGAUUUAGCAAAUCAAAAUGCAGGAUCCAGAAAGUCAAACCUUUAAUUAUUUUUGGAAAAAUAAUAUGGCAAUAAACUCUAUGCAGAAACCUCUGA